Molecule: messenger RNA, 526 nt
Organism: Galleria mellonella (greater wax moth)
Lineage: Eukaryota; Metazoa; Arthropoda; Insecta; Lepidoptera; Pyralidae
Exons: 2
Coding region: 16-408 (130 amino acids)
Source: RefSeq, a predicted model, not a curated record
AAAUUCCAAAUAGAUAUGGAUUCUCAUUUCAGAGAUAAUAAAUUCAAGAGAACAACAAUGACUUCAGUACCCACCGUGACUAUGGAUGAGCUAUCAAGAGCUGUACAGGACACCACCAUCAGUCUCAACGCCAAGAGGGUUCUAGAAGGCAUACUCAAUGACUUCAUGGACCUGCAAUUCGGGAAGGAAACACCUUAUACAACUGGAAAAACGGUUAUCCCAUCAGGAUCUACCAUCGAGGAUGUAAACAUUAGUGCUACUGAUUCAUCAAUAGAUAAGAAAUUCCGAGAUAUCUUUGUAAAAAUUUCAAAUACACACAAUAGUGGAGACUUAACUCCGCAAUCCCCUAACAAAGGUUGGGAUCCAAAGUUAACACCUGUACUUGUGUUUGUCACUGCUAACAAUUAGUUUGUAAGAAUCUAGAAGUUUUGGUGUUUUGUUGAUGUGUUAUUUAUAUUUGUGAUCAAUAAGUCCUUAUUAAUACUAUCUGUAUUUUUAAAUAAAACAUUUAAUGUAGUUUUAAUAA